GCAGAAAGUGGGUGGACCAUAUACACACCGGCUUUUGCCCACUCCUGACUCCAGGAUGGCUGAAGAAGCCCCCAAGGACCCCUCAAAGCCCAUCGGUGCCUGGGAGGAGAUGAAACCUCCCCAACGGAAGAGUUGGCAAAAGAGCCCACAGCCGAAGCAGGAGCUGUGUGUGCCUCAGCCCUUCCGUGCCGAUUCACCAUCCCCUUGUAACGCCUCCUGCUUUAUGAGGCCAGACUCGGAUGAGAAAGAGGCCCUGGACUACAUCAACGCCUUUCUCACGAGCAAUGAACAGGACGAGGCCAAGAAACUCAAGUUCUUGGAUUCCAUCAACACCCUCAGCAGCCUGCCUGCUUUUAUGGACAAAGCCCUGCUAGUGGAGAAGAUAAAGGAGCUGAUUGAUCACGAGUCCGUCGACUCCCUGACCGGCGUGAUGCGUCAGCAAGCUAUGCUCGCCAUCAUGAAGCUGAGCAAAAUGAAGCUACCGCUGCUGGUCCUGACACAACCCAGCCUGCUCGCCACCUGCUUCUCCAGCAUCUUCUCCCUGCCUCCAGCACACACCAUGGAGGAGGUGGAGGCUGCUCUCUACACCAAAACUUUGAAAACCAUGGAUGAGAUGCUGAAGGCCUUGGUGUGCGAGGAUCAGGAGCCCAACCUUCUGGUGCUGCAAAUCAUCUUGAAGGUCCUGCUCCCCUGGACCACAUCCAAGGAGGUACAUGAGCGGCUGAGGGCAGUGGGAAGGAUCAGGUGGCUGAUGGAAUUCAUGGGGUCUCAGUGCAAAUUCCAGGAAGUGGAGGAGUUCAGAGUCCUGGGCCAGCUGGUGGGGUGUCUCACUCUGUGCUGUGUGGAGCAGGAGCAGGAGAUCUGGCAAUCGGCUGUGGAGGGACUUCACCACCUCUUCUCCUUCAUGCAGCUGCUAAAAUCCAAAAUGCUAGUGAAGCACGGUGCAGAGUAUCGGCAGAUCCUCAAGGACAGUCAAACUGAGAGAGCCUUCUGGGUCACCAACAUCAGCAAUAUCACAUCGCUGUUUGGGAAGUACUUCAACCCAUCCGAGAGCAUGGACUUCCUCCUCGUUGCUAUCGACGGCGUGAGAGACUCCAGCGUCCAUGACGCAGUGACGGCCAGGAACAUGCUGCAUAUGAUCCUGGAGGUUCCCGGCCUAGGCUUGGUGAGGGUGUCAGAGGCUGUGAGGAGCAUUCAUAAGCACCUGGACUCCAUCAGCGAGCCACUUGCCCGGCAGGAGCUGCUCAGGGCCCUUCUCCUGCUGGGUUCCCAGUUCAGCGAGGAGGUGGUCGGAACCCUGCUGGGCUGCUCACUGUCAUGUGACAGUGUUGCUGCGGAGAUGUGGAAGAUGCUGACAUCCCAGCCCAAGAGCACAGAAAAGAUCCUUAGGGAGCUGGUCAGCAGGCUGCAGGGGCAGGCUCCACGACGGCAUCAGCUCUCUCAGAGACCGGCCGGCGUCGCCUCCUUGGCCGCCACAAGAGCCCUGUAUGUGAUCCUGCAGGAGCAGGCCUGCAGGCAGGAGGUGAAGGAGCUCUUCCCUCAGCUCUACGUCGCACUCCUCUUCCACAUCACCCACACAGUGCAGCACACUGCUUCGCAGGAGAGGGAGCAUAACCAGGAGGACACGACCGCACCCCUCAGCCCCGUCAGGUUCGCGGUGAAGGCCAUGGAAGCUUUGCUUCUAUGCGCUGGCUACAAGGAGCAGGUCACCUUCAUGAUGAAGCAGGGCGGCUGGGACCUGCUCAUGAGCUCCGACACGCACCACAAAGGUGUCUGCCUGCUUGCCCGGGCCAUGGUUUCGCUCAAUUUCCAGGAGCGAAACUGGAUUUUCCACCAUCUGAUGGCCAUCCUCAACGAUCGGGACGAUAGGCGGUACGUCCCGGCCGUGGCGCUCUUCAUUCAGCUCCUCCAGUGCCCUGACCUUGGCUACGCGCUGGAAGACGCCAUCGUGGAGGAGAUGAGCAGGCAGCUGAGAGACCACCAGACCGUGGUGCGCUGGUUGGGGCUCAAAGGCCUCCUCAAUCUGGCCCUUCUCCCAGAGAAGGUGGGGAAACUCCAGCGUCUGCUGCCAGAUGUCCUGGAGCGACUCCAGGAGGUAGACAGAGACCUCAUCCGCAAGGCCAUCGCCGUGCUGAAACACCUCCUCGCCGGCAUGGACAGGCAGAGCGCCAGCCGCGCGGCUGUGCAAGUGGCUGAGCAACUCCUGCCAUUGUUUGAUGAUGUGACCAGCAAGCUCCGGGUGCUCUCCAUCACCCUUUUUAAAGACCUGCUGGAGCUUGUAAGGGGGCCCAACCGGAGUGAGAUGAAGGAGUAUGUGCUCCAGAGCCUGGUCCCACUGCUCCUCCUUGUGCAUGAUGAGCGUCCCAACGUGUCCCAGGUGUGUUGGGACACCCUCAUCAGUGCCGCCCAAUUCCUGAGGUGGCACCAGCUCAGUGGCCUCAUCCAGCACAAGGAAACCUGGCGAAGCUGUGACUGCCUGGUGAUCCACUACAAGGAGAGAGCUGAUGACUUCCUGGGCCAGACCAUGGCCUUCCUGCAGAACCCACAGACUCCAGUUAGGGAAGCAGCCAUCAGGUUCCUAGGGCUCACUGCCCGGCAGCUGGACCAGGGGAGCCAGGACAAGCUGGAUGCCAUCUGCGACAACCUCAAAGGCUUGCAGCAGGACAGCAAGUCCUCAGUCCAAUGCCUGGCUUCUCAGACCAUCUUCAUCCUGGAGGCCUUCAAGAACCAGCCUCCAGCCUGCUGCAGCCUAUGGACAUUGGUCCAUAGGAUAAGAACAAUGUGCACUGCGGAGAGCCAGCUCAUUGAAGCUGCCCAGCUGCCCUAGCUCUGGGAAAAGCCAGCCUCCCUUCUCUGGGGGCUUGGUGCAUCAGAGCCCACCUGGAGCAAGGUGGAACACAUGGCUUCUUCCCAACUGGCCGCCUGCCCUGCCCAGCCAUGUGAGUAGUUAACUGCUCGAUAGCUUUCAUCAUCAUGUACUUUUGGACAGGUUUCCAUGCACCGUGUUGCAUUUAUGUCCUGCCCUCUGUCCCCAUUUCCAGUCGUGUAAGUUUUUGAUGCCGUCGGCCAUUUUGAAAAUUUAUUUUGUAUUAUUUUUCUGUGUUUGGCCGGGGGAAGGUUGUGUGCUUGUGUUUUGACAUAUUUAGAGAAAAAGUACGAAUGAGUAGAAAGAGAGGCUGUAAAGGGUUUGCAGUCCGCCCCCAGGCCCCACCGUCCGUCCAUCUGGGUGGGAGACCACACCCCUUGCUAUGAUACUUCCGGGUACGGUGGUUCAGGGGAAAAUUAGCUCAGUGUUAAUGGCUCUAGCUUGCAGUCAGGCCAAGUAACGGUAGAGAGUCUGUUUGCCCGGGGCCCUCAAUCAGGGCAGGGCGUCAGUCGAGAAGGGGAUCUGGCCUACAGUCAGGCAGGCAGAGCAGCAGGAGGUCCAUUUGCCUGGCCCUUGAUCAGGGUAGGGCAGCAGUCAAGUAGGGGGGCUCUGGCCUACAGUCCGGCAAAGCUGUCACAGUCUAGGGGAGGUUAGCUCUCUGGUGGGAAUGUCAGGACAACCAUCUGGCAUCUGGAUUCAGGUGGGUGCCAGACCAAUUCAGGCCUCCUGACAACCAGGGGGGAGGCUGCCACUCCUGACGUUGAGGUGGUAGGGGCAGAGGAACUCAGGUCCUCCCAUUCCACUGCAUCCCAGCCCAGGACCCUAACAGCAGUGGAGUUGUCCGCCACUGGGUCAGCGGGGAAAGUCCAGCCGCAACACGCUGGCUGGCUUGUAGUCAAUAACACAGCCAAACCUAAUUCUGCUUCCCUUGGCUCCAUCCGACACACCCAUUCCGUGUGUACAUGGGUUCCAGGGUUGUUGUUCGCUUCGCUGGGAUAGACAGCUAGUGGCAGCCCCCCCAGCUCCUCGGAGAUCCUGGCGUCUGGCAGCUUUGUCAGCACCUCUGGGUCUCUGUCAGGAGAGCGGUCUCCGUUAGGUCUGGGCUCACGCAACGGGGAAGAGACGUCCUGCUCCUCAGGCAGCCCUCCCCUGACUGAGCUGGAGGACCAGCCUUUUAUAGUUCCGCUUCCUGUCCCACCCCUCUGCUUCCAGCGGGGAGGACAUGCAAGUCCCCGUUCUACCCACCAGGGGGGCGUUCACGGAUCCCUCCCUGUCUGUCAGGACAGGAGACUAUGCCAUCUCGCUACAGAGGCCUUAAAGAAAAGGAGUUUUAAAAAAAGAAAGAUUGCUUAGGCUUAGAGGAAAAAAGGAAAGAAAGGUUAUCUUAAAUAGAAGAAAGAGGGGAAACUAGAGAAAGCAACAAGAGAGAGGAGUUUGUAAGAAUGUGGUAAAAGGUUAUUUUUGUUGGGACUAAAAAAUUAUAACAUUAAAAAAAAUUGAACUCAAUUUAAAAAACCAAAGGCUAAUUAAAUAGAAUAGGAAAUAUAAAGGAAGGUUGAGAAGGUCGGGUGAAAGAACUCACCUGGCAGAAUAAUUAGCGAGAGAUUCUGUGUCAGUGACAUAGGGCUGUGUAAAGUACAGAAAACAGCAAGAGAGAGAAAGAUCCCUUUUUGUUAAUAAGCAGAAAACAGAGCUGUGCAAAAGAGAGAUAGAUCCUUACCAUUUCCCGCCGUUGUUCAGCCAUCGUCAACCGAGCAGCACAGCUUCCGCUGCAAACUCUGCUCUCCCAUUCUUGCAUCAGUAGCAAAUUUCUCUGUGUUGUCGGUGCUGGGCUCCACUGAAAGCUACAGAAGGAAACCAUUUCCCGCCUUUUAUCAGCCAUCUUGAACCGAACAGCUCUCCUACGUUUCAUGCCAUUUUUCCAGGAUUACCCAUGCAGGCACCAUAGCGCGGCAAGUAUGUAGCCCACUCAGAUCUCUGCUGCAGUCUUGACCAUUGUAAAUACCUCACGCAUUAUCCAGCAGUAUGUGAAGUUUCUGCAAAAAUGGGCGAGGAAGCGACGACAGAGCGAUUACUGUACUGAUGAGGACAUGGACACCUCUGUUCCUAGAAGCACAGCAUGCAGCGAUUGGGAGAUCAUGGUGGUGUUGGGCCAGGUUCAUGCCGUGGAACGCCAAUUCUGGGCCCAGGA
Messenger RNA from Mauremys reevesii (Reeves's turtle), 5057 nucleotides. Its product is annotated as maestro heat-like repeat-containing protein family member 7. The record is from RefSeq and is a predicted model, not a curated record. NCBI's taxonomy places the organism in Eukaryota, Metazoa, Chordata, Testudines, Geoemydidae. The coding region runs from base 56 to 2827 and encodes 923 amino acids. Gene Ontology annotation, cellular component: cytoplasm. The transcript is spliced from 23 exons.